GCAGCGUCCAAACGGAUUACGAACCUUGAGAUUUGAACCUCGCCAAACAGGAAACACAACAAGAACCAUGAGUACUGCUGCUGUCCAGCAAAACCAGCCUUUCAGCAGAGCUGUCAGAAAGAUCAAGGUGGCUUCGACAGUGAACAGCCUCGCCAAAAGCUGGCAAAGCUGGGCGAGCAAACACACCGACAAGCAAGACACGAUCCCAAGCGGAUGGAUGCCUGAUACCAUCAUUGAAGAUGCAAAAGAAAAGCAGAAGGAGAAGAGUGAGAUGAAACUCUUGGUUGCGCCUCGCGUGGUUUCGGUGAACAGCGACGAAGGUGCAGAUGACCAGAUCAAGACCGUAAUGGUGACUAAAGCCAUCACACCAAAGUGUAACGAAUACGGGAAAGACCUAGUGAGCGUCAUCAAGGAGAAGAUCAACACCAAUCAGCUCACAUCAGAGGACACCAAAAACUUUCUUGGUAACGAAUCUCCCACCAGGAGACGCUACUGUGGUGGGAAAGCAGGGACUGUGGCUAAAGUGCUUCGACGGAAAGAGGAAAAGACGAUGGGAUCCAGAAGUAGAGGUUCAGAUGCCGAGGACAGUGGUCUUGGGGAGGAAGCGUCUCUGAGCGACAACAGUGAUCAGAAUGAGAGUGAACCGAAGAAACAUGUCAACAGACACAAGAUUAAAAUAGCCACGAUGGACGACUUGAGGAGCACGUGGCAGCAGUUCGCUGAAGACCACAUUAAAGGUCAGAAGCUCAACCCUUUCAGCGAAGAGUUUGACUAUGAACAUGCCAUGGCUAUUCGACUCAACAAGGGCGACGCGGGAUACGGGCGGCCCAAAGAGGGAUCCAAAACAGCCCAGCGUGCCGAUCGGGCCCAGAAACACAUCUACCGUGAGAUGGAGGAGAUGUGCUUUAUCAUACGCGACAUGGGCCAGCGGGAUAAAGAGGGUCGUAUCUACGUCACCUUUGGCCGCCUGUUCGACCGCUAUGUCAAAAUCUCCGAUAAAGUUGUGGGAAUUUUGUUGCGCUGUCGCAAACACAAGAUGGUGGACUUUGAGGGCGAGAUGCUCUGGAAGGGCCAGGAUGAUGACAUUAUAAUCACAUUACUAGUUUAAUUUUCCGGAAAGUUGCUAAGUUGCAAUGUAAACGAAGUAAUAACUUAUUUUAUUUAACUUCUUUUACCUUCAUUUUUCAGUUGUUUUCAAAAUACUGUAACUUUUCCACUAAAACCUACUUUUUCCAACAAGUAGCGGUGUAACAAGUCAAAAUGGAGCAUUGCUGUUUUUUACACAUUGCAAAAGCUGCUCAAAUUCAAAAAAUGUUUUUUGUUUUUUUUGCACCAGAUAAGUAAUUAUAAACUAACUACUUUCAACUUCAGUGUAGUUAAACGACUUUAAAUUGGACUCUAGGUAUCUAGUUUCAAAUUAGCCCUUAUAAUUUUAUGUAGCAGGAUGAAAUGUUAGAACGUUCCAGAAAACUGGUGAACUCUCUGAGAUGAACGUGCUCUUCUGUCUGCAUUCGGGUGCAUGACGUGUUUUGAAAGUAGAUUUAGUUUUAGUGUUGAGGAGCUGGUGAAAGGGCGACUCCUCGCUCACAGUUUACACAAGAGAAUAUACUCGGAUCUCGUGUUUGUCUCCUCGUGCAUCAAACAUCAGGCAUCCACACCAGCCUUGAUGUCUAGACAUGUUUUGGAAAUCAUCUCAUGUUUCAUGCUUGUAAUUCAAUGACAAAUCAGUUUGGUCUUGUGAGAAUAUAGGGUAGGGUCUGUUUUUUUGCUUUUUUUAACAUUUUGUUAAUUUGCGUCUACUUUCAGACACUUGCUGUUGUUUUAUUGUUCAGUGUUUGUGGCUCAUUUUAAUAACCUCUUUCAAAAUGAAAGCGUGAUAGUCUUCUUACAGAAGGAUUUGUUAUAAAUAUUUAAAGAUAUAAAA
This is a messenger RNA of Sinocyclocheilus anshuiensis, 1924 nucleotides long. Its product is annotated as actin-binding Rho-activating protein-like. The record is from RefSeq and is a predicted model, not a curated record. NCBI's taxonomy places the organism in Eukaryota, Metazoa, Chordata, Actinopteri, Cypriniformes, Cyprinidae. Gene Ontology annotation, molecular function: actin binding. The transcript is spliced from 2 exons. Gene Ontology annotation, biological process: positive regulation of Rho protein signal transduction; positive regulation of transcription by RNA polymerase II. Bases 68 to 1108 code for a protein of 346 amino acids. Gene Ontology annotation, cellular component: sarcomere.